CUGUAUGGAUUGCCCUGCCCAGUUGUAGUGAGGAGACCAUAGAGGGAGGACACAACAACAUGGCAUCACCUAAGCGAGCGAAACAUGGAAAUUGCGCUGUACAUGGAUGUGACAACACAGAAAAGAGUCUGUUUUUACUGCCGACGGGAGAGCCCCUGAAGACGCAGUGGCUUAAUUUUAUUUACUUCAAUAAUACGCCGUCGAGUCUACCUAAGACGGUGUAUGUUUGUCGGAAGCAUUUUCCUGAUGAAUGUUUCCACAACUUGGGACAGUACAGGGCAGGUUUUGCACAUCAACAGUCACUGAAGCCUGGGUCCGUACCAAGCAUCCCUGCCGCAUCAGCCACAAACACCGAACAAGUGAUGCCUCACUAGAGCUGUGUUCCUUUUGACUGCCCUGUAACUGUACACCACCCCAAACCUUUGAUCCAAGAUGGCCGCCACCAAAAGCGGCUCCGAGGGCAAAAUCGCCGGGCUCUAUGAGCUGGAUCGCACUCUGGGGAAGGGGCACUUCGCUGUCGUGAAGCUCGCACGUCACGUUUUCACCGGGCAGCUGGUGGCUGUGAAAAUCAUCGAUAAGACCAAGCUGGACGGUCUGGCCAUGGGCCACCUGUUACAGGAAGUGCGCUGCAUGAAACUGGUACAGCACCCCAAUGUAGUGCGUCUCUAUGAGGUGAUCGAUACACACACCAAACUCUACCUCAUCCUGGAGCUGGGUGACGGCGGAGACCUGUACGACUACAUCCUGCGGCAUGAAGGCGGAGUCGCCGAGCGCACCGCCAAAGUGCACUUUGCUCAGAUUGUACGUGCCAUUGCGUACUGCCAUCGACUGCACGUAGUGCACCGAGACCUGAAGCCCGAGAACGUCGUUUUCUUCCAUCAGCAAGGGACUGUCAAACUCACCGACUUCGGCUUCAGCAACCACUUCCAGCCCGGAACCAUGCUCGUCACCAGCUGUGGAUCACUGGCCUAUUCUUCUCCGGAGAUACUGCUGGGAGAGGAGUAUGACGCCCCUGCUGUGGACAUUUGGUCUCUGGGUGUGAUUCUCUACAUGCUAGUGUGUGGACGCCCACCUUUCCAGGAGGCCAAUGACAGCGAGACUUUGAUCAUGAUCAUGGACUGCAGAUAUACUGUCCCGGAUCACGUCUCUGCGGAGUGUAAAGAUCUGAUCUCACGGAUGCUGCAGAGAGAUCCGUCUAAGCGAGCCCCUCUGCUGGAGAUCGAGUCUCAUCCGUGGCUGCAGGGUGUCGAUGCGUCUCCAUCACCCGUCUCCCCUCAUUGCAGCCUCUCUCCUCAGGAGCACGAGCUCAUCCUGCAGGCCAUGAGCUCCGGGAACAUUGCUGACAGAGACACCAUACAGGAAGCCUUGGAGGCUGACCGGUAUAAUCACAUCACAGCCACGUAUUACCUGCUCGGAGAACGCAUCCUACGGGACAAACAGGAACCUAACGGUCUCAAUCCAGAGCAAAGACACACACAGAGGCCUUUUUCUGAGCCUCUGGACCUGGUGGAAGGCCAGAGCUCUCAGGCUGAUGUUCUCAGAGACGCUUCUUUGGUUCCGGUCACCCAGUUGGUUUCUGUGUCUCCAGGUUUCUCCCGACGGGGUGUGUGUGAGUCUGGAGACCUGCUGGCUCCCAAACCCAGUCAUCAGGACUCAUCCUUCAGUGAUUUUGUCAGUCCCAGCUCUUGCCUAGGUCUCAGUUUUCGCUCUGUACCUCCAGACCCACCUCCAGUGGUCAAAAAUCUUAGAGCUUUGCAUCAAAUUUGUGAGGAGGAGGAGGACGAAGAAGAAGAGGAAAAUCAGCCUGUUGUACAAUGUAGCAAAGCCAGCUUGGUGCCAUCAGCAGCAGCAGCACCCCCUUUGGACACUUCUCCCAGAUGUUGUUUAGUAUCAAAAGCUCCAAGUGUCUCAGAAGAGCUGGGGGACCAAGGAAAGGAAAAGAGCAAGGGACAGGGGCUUUGUGAAGCCCUAACAGAGGAUGAGGAGCUUCAAGAAGGAGAGACAGUCACAGAGGAGAGUCAAGGGGAUGACACCAGCAAAAAUACAACAAAAAAUGAGACAGUGUCCCAGAUAGAGAAGCACUCGUAUAUGCUUAAAGAUGAGCGACAGAUGGACCAAAGCCUGCAGGAGCCCAGUGGACCUCCCCUAGAAGCAAACAGUGAGAAGGAUCACACUGAGGAAACCAAGAAAGAAGGAAAAGCCCCUGGCAGAGCUGUAGAUGAGAGACAGAAGGAUCAGCAGCAGCUAGUUGGGCCUUCAGCAAAUGGCAGGACUGAGGAGAAGAACCACACUGAAGAAUCAAGCGCAACUACACAUAAUGAACAGAACCAGAGUCUCCAUAAGCUGGCUGAACUGCCGCCAGCAGCACACACUGAGGCCAACACUGGGGAACCAAGGCAAGUGGUAAAAGCCUUAGACAAAGCAAAAAGUGAAAGACAGAAAGACCUUCAGAAGACAGACAGAUGUUUACCAGUGACCAGGACAGAGAAGACCCAAACUGAGGACCCAAGCAAAGCACGAAAAGCUUCAGACAGGGCUGAAGACGAGAGAAAUAAGGACCUUCAGAAGAAAGACAGACCUUUAACAGCAACACAGAUUGAAGAUAAGAACAGCAUUGAAGAACCCCAUAAAGCAGGAAAAGGCUCAGAAAAAGCUGAAGAUGAGGGCCAUAAGAGUCAGAACCUUCAGAAGUUAGACAGAUUUCCAGCACCACCUAGGCUUGAUCCUGUGCAGUGCUGCUGGGGCCAGAGCGAGCCCUCCAAUGAUACUCUGGAAGAUAACAAUAACACCCUGUCCAAGCCGAGGCUGCUUAACACCAGUGUCAUUUCAGCCCCCUGUGUCUCUCUGCGAUUCCUACCCAAGAAUCAUUGCGUGGACCUGAGACCAGAUGGUGUGGAAACCCGCAAGGUGCCUGGAGAAGCCGAGAGGACGGAGGAGACGUGCGGCAAACCUCAGCAGGGUCAGCGGGGAUCCAGGGACGCCGGCACAGACUCCAACAAGAACAAGAAUGUUAAUCUGAGAGAGCGCCUGUUGCAGUUCCCGCUCUGUGAGAAAGCUCUGUCAUUCAACAUCCAGCCCACAUCCAAAGAGAAAUUGCUUCCCUUCGCUCAGUAUAACUGUUGCCACGUGCUAUAGGGGAGACAUCUGAAAACUGUCCAGAUCUCUUUGGCAUUCCAGAAAGCUUGUCAAGAGUUCCUGCUUUUCUCCCCUCUUUACUAGUAAUGGGUUUUUAAAAGACAGCACAUGUCCUUGUCUCUUACUGUGAUCUCGGAGGUGCUCUGGCCACACACACACACCUAUUCACUGUACACCCAUAGCUUCCCAUGCCCUUUCCUCCAGCAUUCCCUGCUGCUUUCCUGUGUGGCGGCAAAUGUCCUAGCGCUGCUGUGUAUAUAGACAUCUAAUCUAUAUCUACUUGCAAUUUGUGCAAUCUCAGUGACCUUUUAUUAGAACUAGCAUAUAUCUUGAGUGUAGGAGCCCUGUGAAUAAAACAGUCGCUUGUUGUUUUGCACUGUAGCAGCUUCUCUAGAACAGAGCUUUUCCUAAAAAAGAUGCCAUUACCUAAAAACGUGUGCCAUUAAGUGGCGCACACUAAAGAAACGAUUUGAGUAAAAGCUCUGAUAUGAAAAUUGAAUACGAUCAAAUAUAUAAAUAGAAAAUAUUGCAAUCAUAUGAGUGAGCACUUCUGGAACCACUACUCAAGCAGGACAUAACUUACCAGAAACGAGUCCUCCCCUGCCCCUAAAAUCAUAUUCAUUUUGUACACGUUCAUUUUACACACACCAUUUUAUAUGCUAACCUUAGUUACUUCUCCAACUUUUAAAACAAUUGGAUAAAAUGUUUUAUAGACAGUUCCAGUCAGAAGUUUACAUACACAGACAUGGAUAUGAAUGUCAUGGCAUUAUUGGGCUUUCAAUGAUUUCUCUGAACCUUUCAACCAUUCUGUCACAGAAAAUGCACAUCUUUUCAUCUCUUCUCAUCUCAUUAUCUCUAGCCGCUUUAUCCUGUUCUACAGUGUCGCAGGCAAGCUGGAGCCUAUCCCAGCUGACUACGGGCGAAAGGCGGGGUACACCCUGGACAAGUCGCCAGGUCAUCACAGGGCUGACACAUAGACACAGACAACCAUUCACACACACAUUCACACCUACGGUCAAUUUAGAGUCACCAGUUAACCUAACCUGCAUGUCUUUGGACUGUGGGGGAAACCGGAGCACCCGGAGGAAACCCACGCGGACACGGGGAGAACAUGCAAACUCCACACAGAAAGGCCCUCGCCGGCCACGGGGCUCGAACCCGGACCUUCUUGCUGUGAGGCGACAGCGCUAACCACUACACCACCGUACCGCCCCUGCACAUCUUUUAAUAGAAUAAAAUAAGAAUUUGGUGCACAGGUUUUAAUUUAUUUUGGGUUUUCUGAAAUCAACACGGGGUCAAAGUUACACAUACAGGAUCCAAAAUAUACAUACAGCACACCUAAUAUUUGGUUAAAUAUCCCUUAGCAAGUUUCACCUUGACAGAUACUUUUGGUAGCCAUUAACAAGCUUCUGGCAGAAUUCUAGUUGGAUAUUUGACCACUCUUCUUAGUAGAAUUGGUAGAGUUCAACUAAAUUUGCGUCUUGCCUGGCAUGGACCUGAUUCUUAAGCUGUUUAAGGCUUUUUUUUUUUUUAUAAAGACCUUUAAGCAGUAAGGUCAGGACUCUAAGCUUAAUGCUAGCCUGCUUUAUCCAUUCCACAGCUAGCUUUGAUGUGUAUUUGAGGUCAUUGGCCUGUUGGAACACCCAAAUGUGUACAAGGUUCUGAUGGUUUGAGGUCAUGCUGAAGAAUUCUGAGAUAGUCCUGCUUCUUUGUUAUUCCAUCCACUUUAUGUAAUGCACCAGUUCCACUGGCAGCAAAACGGCCUCAGAGCAUGAUGCUACCGCCACCAUGCUUAACAGUUGGUACAGUGUACUUCUGGUCAUUGUGGCCAAGCAACUCAAUCCUUGUCGCAUCUGACCAUAAAACUUUCCUCCAGAAGGCUUUUUCUUUAUCCAUGUGUUCAGCUACAAACAUCUUGAAUGUGUCAAUUCUGGAGCAGGGUCUUCUUUCUUGGAUGGCAGCCUCUCGGUCCAUGAUGAUGUAAAACUUUGACUGUAGACAGUCUUCCAGUGGUUCAUGGCAGGCCUGUGCCUUGGUGGUUCCUGGCUAUCCAAACCAAUUUCCUCUCAGCUAAAGGUGACAAUUUGGGUCUCCUUCCAGACCAUGGCAAGGCAGCCAUACCUUCCAAUAACUUGUCAAACAAACUCUUUUUAUGUUGGUGCAGAGAAGCUACCAGCUGUAGCCAAUCAUGAUCACUAACAGGAAGUUAAAAGGCCUUGGCAAGUUGACAUUUUGGAACCUUCAGCACCACUGAAUUAAUAAUCCAAGUGGGUGUAUGUAUAAUUCUGACCUGCAUGUAUAAUUUUGAUUUCAGAAAACCCGAAAUAACUUGUGCACGAUUCUUGGGUUUUUCGUUGCCCGUUAAAGAUGCAUGUUGUACAAUCAUUCUGCCACAGAAAAAGAACAGUUCAGAGAAAUCAUUGAUCGCCCAAUAUUGCGAUGACCUUCAUAUUCAUGUAUGUAAACUUCUGACCACAGCUGCAUACCUAUACGUGAAAUGUCUUACCACAGUUGGAUAUUGAUUUGAAUUUCCUCCGUAGACAACACUUUUUAUUUUACAGCAUACUGGAACACGAGCGGUCAAGUGGCCUCAUAUUGCUACGUGUAGAAGGAUUUCGUCAUUUAUCAAGGACUCUAGAUGCUAAAAUUGCAAUACAUUUUCCAACAUAUUACGGUUGUUCACGGGCCAACAUUUAUAUUACCAGUUGUCCACCAGUUGGAGUUGGUGCACUGGUCUCAAUAUUAUGGCUACUCCAGUUCAAAACUGUGUGUACUGAGCAAUUGAGGAUUUGGAAAUCGAGGGCAACUUGCAUUGUUUUGCAUUGAAACAGCUUUAAAUAGAUAUUUGCUUUAAAUGUGUCACUGGAGCGUUCAAGUUCAGAUGUAAAUCGGAUUACCUCACCUCACAUGCACACCAAAUGAAAAUAUUGCUAACUGGGAGCUACUAGGCUUUCCAUUUUAUUAACUAUUGAAUAAAACGUAACCAGUUUAGGCAGAAUGUGUGCGGCUUUGUUGAGUCUGGCACAGAGCUGGAUUUUUUUUUUUUUUUCAAAGCCUCAUAGCCUCACUAAUACCUUUUUACAAAUUACAUUAAGCCUCACACAAUGGCACAACAACAAACGUCCCUAUUUUACUGGCCCGAGUGUGUGUCGGGUUUCAGGAUGCAUGGAGGACAUGCAGAGCAUUUGACCACAUAUACAUGAGCAUGCUACAUUAGCAAUGGUCAAAGUAGUAUUAGCAUCGCACUGGCUGGGCCGACCAGGGAAAGACGUAGAACGUAUCUGUGAUACAAGAACUUGGAUUGAAGUUAUUGCGAAAGCCGACGAGAGAAGCCUGGUCUUCCUGAAACUGUUUUUUGUUUUGUUUCAAACGCAUAUAUGGAUAUUCUGGAAAAUGUUAUCGUAUCAGAGUCUUACUAGGGGGGGUGGUGGAAACAUGGUGACUUCAUAUCAUUCAUCUUUUUUUUAACUUCAUGUUUAUUUAAUUUUAUUUAAGAGGACCAUCGUCAGAGUGUGAGACUGCCUCGAUUUAACUUGUUUGCCUCAGGGUGCACGUUUACUAUUGAGCAAGCAGUCUGUCAGUAUAAGCUCUUGGACACAUCUGGACAUGUACAGUGUGUAUAUAUUCUUUUGAGCAUGUGUGCUAUUAUCUAUGUAUAUGCUAUUGACAUGAUAUUGUGUUUUCACCUAACAUAGCAUACCAUUUAACAAAACUAGCUCUAGACCAUCAAGCAGUGAAGAGAGGACAAGUAGCAUCCUAAAAAAAAUUGACUUCAUAGAAGAACAUUUAAAAACGAACAAAAAAAAAAACCUUCAUAGUCGUCACUAGUAACAGACUAAGUAUAGACCAGAUGUUGUCCUAAUGCAGAAGUGUUAGUGCUAUUACGUAAAGCUGAAUCAGUCACAUGUAGAAUUAUAAAUAACUGCAAUUAGCACCCAUUCACACUGGGAACGGAGUCAAAGCCGUAGCGGUGGUUAUUCUUCAGCUAUUCUCACUAAGGUCUUUGCGGAUGAUUCAGUUCUUCUGCAGUAUGAUGGACAAAAAUUCAUUUACUCGAACAAAAGCAGUUUUCUGAGACAGCCAUAUUUUUUGGACUAUAAGACACGUCACAAAACAGACUAUGCUUCUGUUUACACUUUAAUGUACAGUACAUGUGCUUGUAAUUAUAUGCCAGUAUUAAUCGGGAUGGUGUAUAUUUUAAUUACAAGUAUGUGUUGAUUGGGCUUUUUCUAAAUUCACAACAAUUUCUUUUAUACUGCCGCUUCAAUUUGUUUUCCACUGUCCAUAUCUCACAUCUGUAGCAGCAGACACGCGUACUAUGUCGUAACAAAAUUAUAGAAUCCUAAAUACCUGGUUGUUCAAUGUUAAACUGAAUACUUACUAGAAAAACGUCAGUUAUAGGUGCACUGCUGUCAGCUUAAUGUCCGCUUAUUUUUUUAUAAUACAUAGUACAGUCAAGUGAAAAUCUCAAUUAUUAUCACUAGUGUUGCACCGAUACCGAUACCAGUAUCGGGCGGGGCCCCGAUCUGGCACUAAAAUGGUGGUAUCGGUAUUGGCAAGUAGCAAGAAAUAGGGCGCCGAUACCAUUUACUGAUGCUAGUAUGACACUUGAAUGCAGCCUUCUCUCUCCCGACACUCGCUACACUCUGUGUUGUGUGAUCACACGUGAUCACUGUGCAUGCCUGCCAAGCACGCCAAGCAGCUAUUGCUAUUGACCUGCUCCAGACCAAUGAGAGCGGGCCAAUAGCCGCUCUUAACCAAUACAGGGGCAGCUUUUUCACGCGGAGGAAAAACAAACCACGAGAAGAAAAUGUCGGCGGUCUGGAUAUAUUUCAGCAUAGAAACUCCGGCGAGUACAAUGGCUACAUGCAAGAUUUGCGGCCUGAAAGUUUCGAGAAGUGGAGUUAAAUCGGCCAGUUUCAAUACCUCGAACCUGAUAAAACAUUUGAAGGCGAAACAUGUGAACGAACACAAAGAGUUUGAGGUUGCAGCUCUUCAUAUAUAUAUAUAUAUAUAUAUAUAUAUAUAUAUAUAUAUAUAUAUACACACACACACACACAUUUCAAACGGAGUGGUAUCGGUAUCGGCCGGUACUGCACAGCCAGGUAUCGGUAUCGGGGCCAAAAAAAUGGUAUCGGUGCAACACUAAUUAUCACCUCAAUUCUCAGCUCUUCUGAUAAAUAUAACUGUAGUUGAAACGUUAAAACUGUACAUCAGCUAUCACUAGACUACAGUAACUAUUAUAUAAAAAUGAUGGCUUCGUUUUAGUGACGUACAGCAAUUUGAUUUGAUUUUCUCUCGGAUAAAAUUUACUGUGCGAGGGGGCGUCGUGGCUCAGGUGGUUAAGGCGCCAUACCAUGAAUGCGGGCGACCCGGGUUCGAUUCCGGCCCGAGGUCAUUUCCCGAUCCCUUCCCGUCUCUCUCUCUCCCGCUCAUUUCCUGUCUCUACACUGUCCUAUCCAAUAAAGGUGCAAAAAGCCCAAAAAAAUAUCUUUAAAAAAAAAAAAAAAAUUUACUGUGCGUGCGUGUGUGUGUGACUUAUAGUCCUGAAUAUACGGUACUGUUUCAUCAACCAGCCACAACAUACAGUAGAUGCCAAUUUGUGACAUGUUGACAGCCUCUCUAGCCCAAGAGCAUUAGCUCAAAAUUGAGUCCAACCCGGAACAAAUUAGUAACGAGCUGAAUUUUUCAGAAUAUUUUCAGAAUACCCUUAGGAAUAACAUACUAAAAGUCCCCGGGAAUCCACCUUGUGCUCUCUGAGAAAUUCAAGAUGGAGUCCAAAAUGGCCGCUGAUUGGAGAUUUUUCAAUAUCUCAGGGAUAAAACAUAAUAUAAAUGCAAUUAAAAUGUUAAAUUAUAUGUUCUCUCAUACAAGCAAUGCAAAUUCACCAUUGUCACACUGUUAAAAUUAAAAUUAACCAAGAUUACAAGGUCAUUAAUGUGGAAAUUACAUGGAAUUUGAUGGUUGACAUGAUUGACAGAUUAGCUUAGUAGGCUACCUACAUACAUGAACAUAAUGUAAGACAACAAUUAGACAUCAAUUUCCUUAAUAUUUAGUGCAUCUUUAAGCUUUGAUAAAAUAUUAAAGGGAAAUUAAAUUUGAGAACUCCAUCUUCUAAAACUACAAUGGCAAGCUGUUUCAGUACACGUCUUCAACAUUCCGGCGACUUUCAUGACAAAAAGGUCUGCCUCAAUAAAAGCUCUUGCUUAUAAACAAUGAAUAGACUCAGGCCAUGUACACACGUAGCCGGGUAUUUUUAAAACCGAACAUUCCCCCCCCGUUUAUAAAAAUGUUUUAUCCACACCACCUCGUCUUCGAAAAAAAAUCCCUUCCACACAUAACCGAACAUCUGCGUUUUCAAUCACAUUCAUAAGCAUUCCAAACCUGUAGAUGGCAUUAUUUCCCCAAAUCCUACCCCCUAAUCACAUCAGAAUAGCCCUCUGUUGGCGUCACUUCCGCCUAAACAUAAAACAUGGCGCCAAGCUCGUUCGUCUGGACAGACUCGGAGACAGAAUUGCUUCUAAAUACAAUUUUGGAGUAUAAACUUCAAAAGACGCAAGAAAACGUUGAUUGGGAAUCUUGUCAAAGCAAAUAUGUGGACAUAUUGACCCUGUUUUUGGAGCAGUAGUUGGGCUUCUAAAAUUAAACAUGUAAAUAGCACCUGCACAAUAAUUAACGCUUUCAAGGCACUACUUCGAUCCAUUACUCUUUGUCCAUGCUUAAUCUGGCUUCUGCAGUAAACAAAGGUCGCACGUUUGACGUCAGGGCAGAUUUGUUGUCAUUUUUUUGGCGCAGAUUGUGACGUUCUAAAACGCAAAACUCCGGUUAUCUCUGUCUACACGAAAAGGCAUACACGGAGUUUUCAAAAAUCUUCACUUUGCCCGGAGUUUUUUUAAAUAUUCGUUUUUGAUGCGUUUUCAUGUGGAUGACAGGCCAAAACGUAGAAAAAUAUCUUCGAUUUAGCAGAUACCCGGCUACGUGUGGACGGGGUCUCAAACACUUCUCAGUGCCUCAGUUGUAAUGCUUGGACCUUUGUUGUACCAUCAAUGAAGUAGGGAAUUUAUUCAAGCUUGUUUAAGGGUGGAAAAAAAUUAAUCUUUGAGUUUCUAGCGCCAGUCUUUACUACUAGCAAUGCCAGUGUGUUCGGACGAAAAAUGACUAAACUCAGCAUGACCUUUUAAAAAUGACUGAACUCAGCAUGACCUUUUAACAUGCCAUUUUUCAUUUUACACCACCAAUUUACUUUAAUUAAUAUUAAUGAAAAUAAGUGCUCCAACCCCUAGUAAUUGUUUGUUGUUUUGUGAACAGAAUAGGAUGAUACGGAGUGAACGAGUAACCAAUGGAUCCACACUAUACACAAAUAUACUGUUAUAAUAAUGUGUACAUUGUGUAUUAACAUUAUAUAAUAACAAUGUAAUUAAUACACACAUGUUGGAAUUUACUCUCCUACCCUACAAAACAUACAUUCUGACCUUUUAAUUGCAUUAAUAUUUUGUUUUGGGCCUGAGAUAUGGGCAGAUCUCCAUUUGGCGGCCAUUUUGGACGCCAUCUUGAAUUUCUCAGAGAGCACAAGGGGGAUUUCCGGGGACUUUUAGUAUGUUAUUCCUAAAGGUAUUCUGAACAUAUUCUGAAAUUUUCAGCUUGUUACUAAUUUGUUCCGGGUAUAACCCUAUUACUCCUGGGCUACUCCUAUAAACGACAGAUAAGCUGGCCAAACUUCAGCUUACGCAGAAUGAUCUGAGCUAACACGAAAUAAUUGUAGUGCAGCGUAUCUCUAAUGUAUACGGUGCAUUAAAAAAAAUAAUAAUAAUUAGAAUCCAUUAACUGAUUUUAUAUGUUCUGUAAUCAAGAUACACCAUAGAUAAAAUUAUUCUGGUAAUAUCAUAGACGUCUUUGUCUAAAGUCUUCACAGAUCUCCAGUGUGACUACGGCCUUUAGCCAUGAAGUGUUUUAGAGCAAAUGAAAUAUCUAUAUUGAAAGAGUUUCAGAAUGUUUUACUGCAUUAAUUAAUGCUUCACGGAAAAAAAAAAAAAGAUUUGAGGUUUGCUUGUAGAAUUGAUCGUUAUUGCUUUCAUAUGGUUCUUCAACCUGUAAAGUGUAAAGUAGUCUAAUGCCUAAAGGAAUGGUUGGGUAAAAAAAAAAAAGUCUAAUGCACACAAUUUUCCUUAUCUUGACAUUAUGCUUUUGUAGUUUUUGUGCUUGAAGCUAAUGUACACUACCGUUCAAAAGUUUGGGGUCACCCAGACAAUUUUGUGUUUUCCACGAAAAGUCACACUUUUAUUUCCCACCAUAAGUUGUAAAAUGAAUAGAAAAUAUAGUCAAGACAUUUUUCUGGCCAUUUUGAGCAUUUAAUCGACCCCACAAAUGUGAUGCUCCAGAAACUCAAUCUGCUCAAAGGAAGGUCAGUUUUAUAGCUUCUCUAAAGAGCUCAACUGUUUUCAGCUGUGCUAACAUGAUUGUACAAGGGUUUUCUAAUCAUCCAUUAGCCUUCUGAGGCAAUGAGCAAACACAUUGUACCAUUAGAACACUGGAGUGAGAGUUGCUGGAAAUGGGCCUCUAUACACCUAUGGAGAUAUUGCACCAAAAACCAGACAUUUGCAGCUAGAAUAGUCAUUUACCACAUUAGCAAUGUAUAGAGUGGAUUUCUGAUUAGUUUAAAGUGGUGAUCAUUGAAAAGAACAGUGCUUUUCUUUCAAAAAUAAGGACAUUUCAAAGUGACCCCAAACUUUUGAACGGUAGUGUAGCUAAGUAGUGAUGGAGGUUUGUCUCAACCACAUGCAGUUUUUUGUGGGGUGGUUUUUUUUUUCCCCCCUUUUCAGACUUGCUGUCGAAUACGGUGUAGACAGUAUACUCUGUGAAAUGAAUAAAACAUCACUGUGUAGCUGAAUGCUGAACUCUUAUGGAGACAAACGUUCUAGAAAAGUAGAAAAUCACCCUUAUUUGUUGCUACAGCUUGGUAUCAAUCCGUCCCCAAGGUGCUGCCUCCCAAAGCUUAAAGUGUUGUAUUGGACAGCUGGUAGUUAUGUGGAUGAUAAUAAUAUAGUUCCACUUUGAAUCUUUAUUUAUUUUUAAAUCUAACAAUUUUGUUAGAUGCAAAGCAUAUGACUAUUAGAGCAUUAAUUCACAUAGAAGGUUUGGGAUAUUCGGGCCAGUGAGAAACUAAAUAAACAAGCAUCAGUGUUUAGAUAAUGGACAAAUUGUGUACAUUAGACGUUUUUGCUUCACUACUCCUUUAAAGAUCAUUGAGUGUGUAUAGCAGAGGGUUAUAAAGCACAAACCUGUACUGCGCUUACUCACAGACACUUCCUGACUGCAGGCCUGCUCUAAACAUCCGACUACACCUUUAGAAAAGGAGAUAGAUGUACACGUCAUGAUUGAUUAUCAUUCUUCACUCACUUUUUCAUUUUCAUUCUCAUUGUCUCGGGUCUCCAGUUUACCGACCGGGGUAGAAUGACAUCUGGCUAUGUCUAGAGUCCCAUUGACCCUUAUUAAAACAAUGACUCUGUCUCAAUGAGAUUAAUUUAUUUUUGUAUUUAUUUAUUAAAAUGGAAUAAACCAAA
Messenger RNA from Neoarius graeffei (lesser salmon catfish), 12695 nucleotides. It is a transcript of the gene snrkb, whose product is annotated as SNF related kinase b. Gene Ontology annotation, molecular function: protein serine/threonine kinase activity; ATP binding; tau-protein kinase activity. Gene Ontology annotation, cellular component: spindle microtubule; chromosome passenger complex; spindle midzone. The transcript has 6 exons. Gene Ontology annotation, biological process: protein phosphorylation; regulation of cytokinesis; intracellular signal transduction. The record is from RefSeq and is a predicted model, not a curated record. Lineage: Eukaryota; Metazoa; Chordata; Actinopteri; Siluriformes; Ariidae. The coding region runs from base 433 to 3135 and encodes 900 amino acids.